UCCAAACGGAUCAUCGGAUGGUGUCGGCACUUGACCCGUUUGCUAUUGCAACAGAAGCGAGAUGAGUGAAGAGCGGAAGAGAUCUUUGGUCGGGGUUAUGGCGCCGGUGAAGUCGCUGCCCUCCGCUGAUGAUCGGAAAACUAAUGCAUCGAUAUCCUCUAGUUUCAGCAGCAGGAAAGUAAUUAUCAAGAGUGCCGAUAUGAAGGAAGAAAUGCAAAGCGAAGCUGUCAAUAUCGCUAUUUCCGCGUUUGAGGAUCUUAGUGUCGAAAAGGAUGUGGCGGAACAGAUAAAGAAAGAAUUCGAUAAGAAGCAUGGUCCUACUUGGCAUUGUAUCGUUGGAAAAAACUUCGGUUCUUAUGUGACUCAUGAGACAAACCACUUUGUCUAUUUCUACUUGGAUUCAAAAGCAGUGUUGCUGUUCAAAUCUGGUUGAGCCAACCUUGUGUGCUAUUUGGUAAACCAAUAGCAUCCUAAAACGUUCUCUAUGUUUGUAUAUUAUUAGUUUGAACUUGGUAACAGACUUCAAAUCAUGAAUGUUUUAAGACCUGUGUUUCAUUCUCUUUUCUGUAAAUACCUCAACUUAACCAUCAGUUGGAAAUGGGUCGGAUUUAGGUCA
Molecule: messenger RNA, 616 nt
Organism: Cynara cardunculus var. scolymus (artichoke)
Lineage: Eukaryota; Viridiplantae; Streptophyta; Magnoliopsida; Asterales; Asteraceae
Product: dynein light chain 1, cytoplasmic-like
Exons: 3
Coding region: 62-433 (123 amino acids)
Biological process (GO): microtubule-based process
Cellular component (GO): dynein complex
Molecular function (GO): dynein light intermediate chain binding; dynein intermediate chain binding
Source: RefSeq, a predicted model, not a curated record